GGGAAGAAGAGACCUUUUUGCCACAAUAUCACAGCUGAGGGUUUCUUUUGAUUUGUAGGAUUCUCUGUUUAGCCACUUCAUUUAUAGUUAUUGAGCUGUGAAGUUAUAGGAACAUGAUUAAAGAUAACAACGAAGUUGUUCCACUAAUGGGCAAGAAAACAAAUCCGUCAGGAAUUCCCCCUUCAAACCAGCAAGAGAAAAAGGUGACUGAGAGCACUCCCACGAAGAAAAGUUCCCACUUUUUCCUGGAGAUUGAUGGUUUUGAAAGCAAUGCCACUCCAAAUAACACAUCUCCCCCUGUGUUUUCAAAACCAAUGGAUUCAAAUAUUCGUCCCUGUGCUUCUGGAAAUGGGGAAGACAUGGAUUCCCCACAGUCUCUUCAGGAUGAUGCCACUGAGUAUAGUCCUAAUGUAGACAGUUGCUGUGCUAACAUAUCCCAAGGACCUGAGCAGACCAGUGCCAGGAAGAAGCUGAAGCGAUUCCUAUUCCGGGCAGUGUCGGAGGGGAACGUGGAGGAGCUGCAGUGUCUGCUCGGGGAGCUGAAGGAGCGAUCCAGGGCCUGCACAAACAUGACUGUGCCAGAUUAUCUGAUGAAAAAAUUCACAGCUUCAGAUACCGGCAAAACUUGUCUGAUGAAAGCUCUGCUGAACAUCAACGAGAACACGAAUGAGGUAGUGAAUAUGCUCCUGUCCUUUGCAGAAGAAAAUGGUAUUCUGGAGAGAUUUAUCAAUGCAGCUUACACAGAAGAGGCAUAUAAAGGCCAGACAGCUCUAAAUAUUGCCAUUGAGAGGAGACAGUACGAAAUAACCCAGAGCCUCAUAGAAAAAGGAGCUGAUGUCAAUGCUCAUGCCCAGGGUAUUUUCUUUAAUCCCAAACAUAAGCAUGAAGGCUUUUAUUUUGGUGAAACUGCACUGGCAUUAGCUGCCUGUACCAACCAACCAGACAUAAUUCAACUGUUAAUGGACAAUGCCAGGACUAAUAUUUCUUCUCAGGAUUCCAGAGGAAACAAUAUCCUCCAUGCAUUAGUUACUGUGGCAGAGGACUCAAAAACUCAGAAUGAUUUUGUAAUCAGAAUGUAUGAUAUGAUAUUGUUGAAAAGUAAAGACAAAAAUUUGGAAACAACAAAGAAUAAGGAGGGUUUGACACCACUACAGUUGGCUGCAAAAACUGGGAAAUUAGAGAUUCUGAAAUACAUCCUGAGCAGAGAGAUCAGAGAGAAGCCAAACAGGAGCCUGUCAAGAAAAUUCACAGACUGGGCUUAUGGUCCUGUUCAGUCUUCUCUGUAUGACCUGACAGAACUGGACACCACUGCAGACAACUCAGUGCUGGAAAUCAUUGUCUAUAACACAAAUAUUGGUAAUCGUCAUGAAAUGCUGACUUUGGAGCCUCUGAAUUCCCUCCUGCGAAUGAAGUGGAAGAAGUUUGCACGGCACAUGUUUUUUAUGUCGUGCUGUUUUUAUUUCCUGUACAAUGUAACUUUAACAUUAGUUUCCUACCACAGGCCUAAUGAAAAUAAAGCUCCACCUUAUCCACUUGCUCUGACACGUGGAGUGGGAGGGCUGCAGUUGUCAGGACAGGUGAUGGUUAUGUUAGGAGCAAUAUUUUUAGCCAUUAAAGAGAGUGUAGCCAUCUUUCUGCUCAGGCCCUCAGACCUGCAGUCAAUUCUCUCUGAUGCCUGGUUCCACUUUGCAUUUUUUAUACAAGCUUUGCUUGUGAUCUUCUCUGUCUUUUUGUACUUGUUUUCCUACAAAGAACACCUCGUGUGUCUUGUUUUGGCAAUGGCCCUUGGAUGGGCCAAUAUGCUCUAUUUCACCAGAGGUUUCCAGUCCAUGGGCAUUUACAGUGUGAUGAUUCAAAAGGUCAUCCUGCAAGAUGUGAUAAAAUUCUUAGUUGUCUAUAUCGUGUUUUUGCUGGGAUUUGGCGUAGCUCUUGCUGCCUUGAUUGAGACCUGCCACGAGGGCGGUGAAUGCCAUUCCAACAGCAGCCUGGGACCUGUGCUGAUGGAUCUCUUCAAGCUCACCCUGGGACUGGGGGAUCUGGAGAUCCAGCAAAACUCCAAGUAUCCUGUCCUGUUUCUUCUGCUCCUCAUAACUUUUGUUGUGUUGACUUUUGUUCUCCUCUUGAACAUGCUGAUUGCCUUGAUGGGAGAAACAGUGGAGGAUAUUUCUAAAGAGAGCGAGCACAUCUGGAAACUCCAGAGAGCCAGAACUAUUUUGGAAUUUGAAAAAUUCUUGCCAAAAUGUUUGAGGAAAAAAUUCCAGCUGGGGGAACGGUGUAAAGUGGCUGAAAACGACACCAGGGUGUGUUUAAGGAUUAAUGAAGUGAAAUGGACCGAGUGGAAAACACAUGUUUCAUUUAUUAAUGAAGAUCCAGGGCCAACAGAUCCAAGCAAAAUUCAAGAUAAUUCAAGAACUAAUAGCAAAAACACCUUGAAUACGUUUGAAGAAAUGGAUGAUUUGCCUGAAACUGCCGUUUAGAGCUUGUGCUGUAUUUGAUAUGUGGCUGUUCUGAAGGUUAAAAAGCAUCAGCAGUGGAUGCUGAAAGCUUUGUGGAUGUUUUGGACAGCUGUAACCAGCUGAAACACGAACUUUCAGUGACACAGUCUGAUGGCUUGAACCCAUUUAAUCAGGGCAGCUGAGCUGAAAUAAAAUGGACUAUUCACUGGUUCAGUUUUGAGCCUCUCAAACCAUUGCUGUCCAAGUUUGUGUGAUGCUACUCAAACUUGGCUCUAGAUGUUUAACUGGAUAAAAAAGGUCAAAUGUGAGAUAUUUCUUCCUUUUGUGGAAAAUUAAGUUCAUCGUGAUCCCAAUCUGCUGGUUUUUUGGAAUCUCUAACUCAUGAGAAACUCAUUUUGUACUCUGAACAAAGUUAAGUUCUUGACACGGAGCAAAGAAAAGCAUUUCAGUUCUGAAGACGACUAAAUGAACCAAGCCUGCUGUGGGCAAAAUGAUCCCAAGGACU
Manacus vitellinus (golden-collared manakin) is the source of this 2961-nucleotide messenger RNA. RefSeq names its product transient receptor potential cation channel subfamily V member 3 (gene TRPV3). NCBI's taxonomy places the organism in Eukaryota, Metazoa, Chordata, Aves, Passeriformes, Pipridae. Gene Ontology annotation, biological process: calcium ion import across plasma membrane. Gene Ontology annotation, molecular function: protein binding; calcium channel activity. Gene Ontology annotation, cellular component: membrane. Bases 114 to 2477 code for a protein of 787 amino acids. The transcript has 19 exons. The record is from RefSeq and is a predicted model, not a curated record.